Messenger RNA from Helianthus annuus (common sunflower), 1839 nucleotides. Its product is annotated as alanine--glyoxylate aminotransferase 2 homolog 1, mitochondrial. Bases 132 to 1556 code for a protein of 474 amino acids. NCBI's taxonomy places the organism in Eukaryota, Viridiplantae, Streptophyta, Magnoliopsida, Asterales, Asteraceae. The record is from RefSeq and is a predicted model, not a curated record. Gene Ontology annotation, cellular component: mitochondrion. The transcript has 9 exons. Gene Ontology annotation, biological process: glyoxylate catabolic process. Gene Ontology annotation, molecular function: pyridoxal phosphate binding; L-alanine:glyoxylate transaminase activity.
AAACAAGAAUCUUGAUUCCACCUCACUCCUUGUCACCCUCACACAUCUUGCCAUUUGGAUACCUGAAAUAAAUCAUAUUCCACCCCAUUCAUCAUCUUCUUCAAAACCCCCAAAUUAGCAGAAAUCAGACAAUGUGGGUUCAGAAAACCAUCAAGAACAGAAAAACCCUUGAUUAUUUUGCAAAUUCUAAGUGGGCUUUCAAUCUUUCUUCUCUCCGACGGUUUACGACGGUGCAACCGCCGGAGCUUCCGCCGUUUGACUACCAGCCGGUGGCGUACAAUGGGCCCUCAGCCGAUGAAGUGUUUGAGAAGAGAAAGAAGUAUCUUGGCCCAUCUCUGUUUCAUUAUUAUCAGAAGCCACUCAAUAUAGUUGAAGGGAAGAUGCAGUAUUUGUUUGAUGAAAACGGGAAGCGUUAUCUUGAUGCAUUUGCCGGGAUAGUUACAGUUUCUUGCGGUCACUGUCAUCCUGAAAUUUUGAGUGCUAUUGAAGCACAAAACAAGCUUCUUCAGCAUGCUACAACUAUAUAUUUACACCAUGCGAUUGCUGAUUUUGCAGAGGGGUUAGCUGCAAAAAUGCCCGGAAAUCUAAAGGUGGUGUAUUUUGUGAAUUCUGGAACUGAAGCAAAUGAGCUGGCUAUGCUGAUGGCACGACUGUACAGUGGUAAUCUUGGGAUGGUUGCUUUGAGAAACGCUUAUCAUGGUGGAAGUGCUGCUACUAUUGGACUCACAGCUUUGAACACGUGGAAGUACCCGAUACCACAGGGUGAAAUUCAUCAUGUUGUAAACCCAAACCCCUACCGUGGAGUGUUCGGCUCUGAUGCUAGUCUAUAUGCUCAAGAUGUACAAGAUCACAUCGAUCAUGGCACGUCAGGACAAGUUGCUGGAUUUAUCUCUGAAACCAUUCAGGGAGUUGGCGGAGCGGUUGAACUGGCACCUGGAUACUUGAAACUGGUAUAUGAAAUGAUACGUAAAGCGGGCGGUGUUUGCAUUGCUGAUGAAGUUCAAACCGGAUUUGGUCGCACAGGAAGCCAUUACUGGGGGUUUCAAACCCAAGAUGUGAUUCCUGAUAUCGUCACUAUGGCUAAGGGAAUCGGAAAUGGUUUACCCUUAGGAGCUGUGGUUACAACACCCGAAAUAGCACAAGUAAUGGCUCAAAAGAUACAGUUCAACACUUUCGGAGGCAACCCUGUGUGCUCGGCAGGUGGACUUGCGGUUCUCAAAGUUCUCGAUAAAGAAAACCGUCAACAACAUUGUGCUGAUGUCGGUUCCCAUUUAAUCGGGCGACUGAGAAACCUUCAACAAAAAUUUGACAUUAUCGGAGAUGUGAGGGGGAGGGGGUUGAUGGUUGGUAUUGAGCUUGUGACUGAUCGGAAAGAGAAGACACCUGCUAAAGCCGAAACUGCAGUUUUGUUUGAAAACCUACGAGUGCUAGGCGUUUUGGUUGGCAAAGGCGGUUUACAUGGAAAUGUUUUCAGAAUAAAACCUCCUAUGUGCUUCAACAAAGAUGAUGCAGAUUUUCUUGUUGACGCGUUGGACUAUUCAAUGUCAAAAUUGUAAGAUUGUGUUAUAGGUUAUCUGGUCCCUUGGUAAGAAGCCCGGGUCAUGUGAUCGUCAUGCCAAGUGCUAGGUUUUGAAACCUUUGGGGUUCUUUUCGGUUGGUGUGUCCGACAUAGCUAGUUAAUAUCCCGCUUUUAGGGUUGUGUUGCAUGUCAUAUUUGUGUUUUUUUCACUUGAAACCAGAAAUAAACUUUGGGUACAAUAAACCUUUGGGUAUUAUCCGAGAAAUUUAUGGUCAGUUGACUUUUAAUGUCAUAUGUAACACGUAAAAAAAUUCAGGCCA